UCACGGGCCACGGGCGCGGUGCCCAUUUACGGACGCUCUGCCCGUCGAAUUUCACCGAUAACCGAUUUUCCAGCGAGCACCGAUCGCUCUCGUAUCGCACGAGUCGAUUGACCUUAUCACCGGCUGCCAGAUUAGCGUCAAUCGCGCGGACGAGUGUCCCCUGCUGGCAGUGUCAGCCGAUCGGUGUGCCCGCGUUCUCCCGUGAAAUGACGAUCACCGUGAUCCAGGCGAAGUUCGCCUCGAUGAUCGCCAUCGGGGUCGGCAGCUUCGUCGUCGGCGUUGCACCGGCGUGUUUCGUUUCACGCGUACGCGAUCUUCAGCAGAGACUGUUGCUAUCGUGCACACUGUGCUUCGGCGGAGGCGUGUUGCUAGCCACCGCGAUCCUCCACAUGCUGCCGGAAACUCGCGAGUCUAUGCCCCAGCACGCGGAACUGGUGUUCGCCUGUGGCUUCCUUCUGCUCUACCUCGUGGACGAAAUCGUUCACUACGUGUGGGGCAACGACAUCGAGCACACUGUCGAGCCUCAGCGUUACGACGUCAGGAACGGGGUCACGCCUAGUCCGGUCUAUUCCGGAUCCACACGGACUGUCGGAGGCGUUUACGCGCCCGAGGUUAAUCCGAAGGGGUUCUAUCAGCCGAGCGUUUCUGGAUACGUACCGAGCAAUUUGAAAAACAGUACUUAUGGCGCGGUCCAAUACGCGCCUAGUGCCCCAUCUUUCAACGAAGAAGCCACUUUUUUGUGCCACGGGAAUCACGCCGAGCCAUGUCCAGACACCAAAACCGGUCUGAUGGGCCUUUUGUUGGCGUUGACAAUGCACUCCAUUCUCGAGGGAUUAGCGAUCGGUUUGCAGAAAGCGAUGUCCGAGGUUUUACUUUUGGUCGGAGCAGUGGCUUCCCAUAAGUUCGUCGUCGGUUUUUGUUUAGGGUUGGAAUUAGCCGGGGCAAACAGUUCACUUUUGAGGCUCGUUACAGCAAUUUUCUUUUUCUCGGGCGGGUCUGCGGUUGGAAUAGGAAUCGGAAUGUUAACGCUUCGAAUGGACAAGAAGUGGACGCACAUCGUUCUGCCGAUUUUGCAAGGUUUGGCUGGUGGUACCCUGCUCUACGUGACUGUCAGCGAAAUAUUUCCCAGGGAAAGGGCAAGAUGGCACAGGAGCGAGCGACGAGCUUCGGGACUUUUUCAGUACUUCUCCGCGAUUCUCGGCUUUGUCAUUAUUUUUCUGUUAAACAACUACGUUGGCUCGUGAACACUUGAGUCCCCAAAAAAAAGUGUAUCCUUUCGGUAGAAUAAAUAGAAAUCCCAAUAAAUAUCAGCGAUGGGGCACGGAGAACCGAAGAAAAUGAAGAAUACAGUU
Messenger RNA from Colletes gigas, 1352 nucleotides. RefSeq names its product zinc transporter ZIP1 (gene Zip88E). Gene Ontology annotation, molecular function: zinc ion transmembrane transporter activity. Bases 207 to 1244 code for a protein of 345 amino acids. Gene Ontology annotation, biological process: zinc ion transmembrane transport. The transcript is spliced from 4 exons. The record is from RefSeq and is a predicted model, not a curated record. Lineage: Eukaryota; Metazoa; Arthropoda; Insecta; Hymenoptera; Colletidae. Gene Ontology annotation, cellular component: plasma membrane.